UCCUGGCGUUCGCUUGACAAGAUGGCGGCAGCCUGCGGGCCGUGAUGUCUCCCCUGGUUGCAGGGCCCGGUUUGAUUGGAUCGCAAGGCCCAGGUCAUGGGCUUGCCGCCCGCUCUCCUCCUGGGGCUCCUCGUUCUUCAGGGCGCACUGAGGCCGUUGCACGGGGACGUGGUUUUCAUCCCGUCUUUCAUCCGAAUGUCCAGCCUCGCGGUCAGCGCGUCCCUGGUCGGAGGCCCCGAGGAUGUGGCGGUGACCCUGGCUGUGUUGCAAGCCGACGCAGGAUGGCUGCCCCGUCCGGCCUGCGGAGUGCCGCUCAGCAAUGAGACGCAGGACUGGAGUCUGACGACCGUCCCGGGUGUGCACGCGGUAGAGGUGACGGUCCGCUGGAGGGCGGACUGGCCACCGUGUCCGCCCAAUGAGACUAUGCCCUUCUUGGCGUCCCCCUGCAUUGUCCAGACCCUCUUGGUCUCCGCAUCUCACAAUGUGUCCUGCCUGGCACACCUGCUCAUCCAAGUGGAGAUUUAUGCCAACUCUUCUGAGACCUGGAACGCCUCAGAGAACGUGACUGUCAUUCCCAACCAGGCGUACCAGCCCCUGGGUCCUUGUCCUUGUAACCUGAUGGCCGGGGCCUGUGAUGUCCGCUGCUGCUGUGACCCGGAAUGCUCCUCGGAGGUCAGGGAGCUGUUCGAGCGGUCCUGCUUUGGCGGCGUCUUUGGCGGCCAUGUCAGCCCUCCAUGGGAUCAGCUCUGCUCUGCCGGGCCGGAGCCGCAAGCCCCAGACUGGUUUCCCCUGCUGUGUGUGCAAUCAUCCCUGGCCAACUCGCCCUUCCUCGGCUACUUCUAUCACGGUUCCGUCUCGCCAGGCUCGUCCUCUGUCUUGGAGGCACAGGUGGACACAGAUCCGAAGGACUCUUCCCACUUCGGUUACAAGCAAGGCGAUCCCAUCAUGACCCUGGAGAAGGCCUACUUCACUGUGCCACAGGUGUCCCUGGCCGGGCAGUGCCUGCAGCAUGCCCCGGUGGCAUUCCUUCAGAACUUCGAUGCCCAGUGUGUCACUCCUCUGGAAGCAUAUCAGGAGCGAGAUGCUGUUAUCAGUGCGAAGAUCAGGAAUGGGACCCUUGGAGGCAUAGUCACACCGAAAGUGACCUACAGGGAGGCCACUGGCCGCAGCGGAUUCAUCGCCUCCGCAGAGACCCCUGUAAGGAACGGGUCAGCCCCCAGGAACGUGACCCUGGAGGAGCACUACCUCUUCAGGUGGGACAACAACACCAUCCGUGAGAUAACAGUCCAAGUUCUCAGGGCGGAAGUCGACGCCCGCUGGACAGGGAGCCUGACCCAGAGAUUCACCGUGCGGUUCUUAAGUGACAACAGCGGUGACGAGAAGGAAUCCUCGGGAAACCCAGGUUACCAACUUGGCAAGCCUGUCCGAGCUCUCAGCACCAACAGACCAAAUCAGGUGACAAGCUUAUACGUCUGGCAGGCAGCCGGCAGGGGGCUGUGCUCCUCAGCAGCUCGCAGGCCCGUUGUCUUUGGGGAAGACGUGUCCUCUGGGUGCCUGCUGGACGUCAGGAUUGAUGAGAACUGCACCAGACUGCGGGAGAAUGUUGCUGAAAGGCUCAGCUCACUAAUACAAGCAACUCAUGUGGCGAUGAGAGGCAACUCCGACUCCAGCGACCUUGGCGAUGGCUGGCUCGAGGUCAUACGUGUAGAUGCCCCCGACGCAGGUGCUGAUCCGCCUGCUGGCAGUGCCCACGGUCUGUGCCCGGAUGUUCCUGCCCAGCUAAGCAUCCGCAUCCUGGUCGCACAGGCAGGCGCCGUGGAGGGGCACCCCCAGUGGCAGAUCCUCGGUGUGGAGACGAGGUUCUCCACGGUGAGCUGGCAGUAUCCAUGCGGCCUCACCUGCGAAGACAAGGCCGCCCUCCUGCCCGUCACUGCCUCGGUCCGAUUCAUCACAGUCCCUGCACAGCUGCCCCGCCCGCUGACCAGAUUCCAGAUCAACUUUACCGAGUAUGACUGCAACAGAAAUGAGGUGUGCUGGCCGCAUCUUCUCUAUCCACUGACCCGGUAUUACCAAGGGGAGCCUUAUUCCCAGUGUGUCGCCAAGGGCUUGCUGCUGGCCUGGCUCCUGCUGCUGGCCGUGAUGCUGAGUAACCCCUGCUCCCGGAUCCGCCAAGGCUGACUUCCUAAGGGAUGUUCCCCACCCCCCCAUGUCUCUGCAAACUUUAAUAAACAAAACAUGGUAUUUUUGUAUAAA
Messenger RNA from Ochotona princeps (American pika), 2253 nucleotides. RefSeq names its product tectonic family member 2 (gene TCTN2). Lineage: Eukaryota; Metazoa; Chordata; Mammalia; Lagomorpha; Ochotonidae. Gene Ontology annotation, cellular component: MKS complex. Gene Ontology annotation, biological process: smoothened signaling pathway; cilium assembly; protein localization to ciliary transition zone. The transcript is spliced from 18 exons. The record is from RefSeq and is a predicted model, not a curated record. Bases 97 to 2178 code for a protein of 693 amino acids.